CUGGGGAAGCCUUUAUGGGGCCUGAACCCAGCGCCCAGCUGCACCUGGACCAGGUUGCAUUUGGCCAGCAGCUCCUCUGAAACAACCAACCUGGCCCCUUGGGACCAUGACCCCGGCCUGGGCGUUACAGGGGAUCGAUUGGCCCUGGCCUUGGGGUCCUGAUUGGUCCCAGCUGAACAGGGCAAACAGUAAGGUCACCUACAGCCGCAGGCCCCUUCCCCAGCCCCAGUCCACAGCUGCCUCAGACAGGUAGGCAGCAGCUCUUCAGUCCCCAGACCGAGCCCUGAGCAACACCCCAGAGAGAGGAGCGCGGAGCCAUGCAGAGUCUCAGGGCCCUGCUCCUGCUGACCGCCUGCCUGGCAGUGAGUGCCAGCCCUGUGCCCACAUUGCCCGAUGACAUCCAAGUGCAGGAGAACUUCGACUUGCCCAGGAUCUACGGGAAAUGGUUCCACGUGGCUGUGGGCUCCACCUGCCCAUGGCUGAGAAGAUUCAAGGACAAGAUGACCAUGAGCACGCUGGUGCUGGGACAGGGAGCCACCGACAGGGAGAUCAGCAUGACCAGCACUCAUUGGCGGAAAGGUGUCUGUGAGGCAAUCUCUGGGGCUUAUGAGAAAACAGACACUGAUGGAAAGUUCCUCUAUCACAAAUCCAAAUGGAACAUCAGCAUGGAGUCCUACGUGGUCCACACCAACUAUGACGAGUAUGCCAUUUUUCUGACCAAAAAAUUCAGCCGCCGCCAUGGACCCACCAUCACUGCCAAGCUCUAUGGGCGGCAGCCACAGCUUCGGGAAAGCCUGCUGGAGCAGUUCAGGGAGGUUGCCCUGGGUGUAGGCAUCCCUGAGGACGCCAUCGUCACGUUGCCCGACAGAGGUGAGUGUGUCCCUGGGGAGCAGGAGCCAGUGCUCACUCCGCUCUUGAGAGCCCGGCGGGCUGUGCUGCCCCAGGAAGAAGAAGGAUCAGGAGCUGGACAAAUAGUAACUGAUUUCAACAAGAAAGAAGAUUCCUGCCAGCUGGGCUACUCACAAGGUCCUUGCCUGGGGAUGAUCGAGAGGUAUUUCUAUAACGGCUCAUCCAUGGCCUGCGAGACCUUCCACUAUGGCGGCUGCAUGGGGAACGGCAACAACUUCGUCUCGGAGAAGGAGUGUCUGCAGACCUGCCGGACUGUGGAGGCCUGCAACCUCCCCAUAGUCCCUGGCCCCUGCCGAGGCUCCACUCGGCUCUGGGCGUUUGAUGCUGUCAAGGGGAAGUGCGUCCCCUUCAUCUAUGGGGGCUGCAAGGGCAACGGCAACCAGUUCUACUCAGAGAAGGAGUGCAAGGAGUACUGUGGCAUCCCUGGUGAAGGGGACGAGGAGUUGCUGCGCUUCUCCAACUGACCGGCCCAGAGGCCAGAGGUCCACAGGCCAAGGGCAGCAGGGCCAGUGUCUGCCCCGGGGCCCCACAGUAGGUUCCAAUAAUAAAAAUCAAAUUGUAGACUCCUGAAAGUCCACGUCCUGACUGUUCAUCACAAAGUAUAAUGAGAUGGAGGGGGGUGGGGAGGGGUACACGAGCUGGGGAGGGGGCAUGAGGAACCCCAGCUUUCCCCCCAAGUGAAAACUGUACGUGUUGGAAAUGUAAUAGGACCAUCUUCAGGACAUGAAAUUGCCUAUGCAAAUUAUGAAACAUAAAUCACACGUCUAUAUAA
Messenger RNA from Hippopotamus amphibius kiboko, 1681 nucleotides. RefSeq names its product alpha-1-microglobulin/bikunin precursor (gene AMBP). NCBI's taxonomy places the organism in Eukaryota, Metazoa, Chordata, Mammalia, Artiodactyla, Hippopotamidae. The record is from RefSeq and is a predicted model, not a curated record. The transcript has 10 exons. Gene Ontology annotation, molecular function: serine-type endopeptidase inhibitor activity. Gene Ontology annotation, cellular component: plasma membrane; cell surface. The coding region runs from base 318 to 1373 and encodes 351 amino acids.